This is a messenger RNA of Pogoniulus pusillus (Red-fronted tinkerbird), 2931 nucleotides long. RefSeq names its product tumor necrosis factor receptor superfamily member 1A-like. The coding region runs from base 160 to 1446 and encodes 428 amino acids. Gene Ontology annotation, cellular component: signaling receptor complex; membrane raft. NCBI's taxonomy places the organism in Eukaryota, Metazoa, Chordata, Aves, Piciformes, Lybiidae. Gene Ontology annotation, molecular function: tumor necrosis factor binding; tumor necrosis factor receptor activity. The record is from RefSeq and is a predicted model, not a curated record. Gene Ontology annotation, biological process: signal transduction; inflammatory response. The transcript has 11 exons.
UUCUAUCACCUUGGAGGCGAGGAGUCGAGACCAGCUGCCAGGAAGCUGAGGACAGAGCAGUUUCGCUUCGCGCUGCUCCGGCUGGGGCUGGAGAAGGCUGGUGUGGCUUACUUUGGACCCUGGGAAUCCUGCCAUGGGGAGUUAGCGGGCCGCGGAGCCAUGCGCGGCCCGGCGCUGCCCUGCAGCUCGCUGGGGAUGGUUGUCCUCACAUUUGUUUGCAUGUUGACAAAGGAGUCUGUAGAAAUUACUCCAGUGCCAUACACACUGCAAGUCCAUCAGGUAGCUUUUGAUGGAAAAGACCCCCCUAACAUCUUGAGAAAAGAAAAGAGGCAGGUGCAGUGUCAACUGGGGCAAUACCUACAUCCCAGAAAGACCCACUGCUGCAUGAGAUGCCAUGCAGGUACCUACAAGGAAAAAGACUGUGAUCGGCCUGACCAGACUCCUGUCUGUCCUCCAUGUCCUAAUGGCACAUUUACAGCUGUUGAUAACACAAUGUCUAAAUGCUUCCCGUGUACACAUUGCCGUACAGAAUUACAACAGAUAGUAGAGAGCCCCUGCACCCCAAAGCAAGAUACCGUAUGUGGCUGUCAGAAGAAUCAAUAUCAAAUUGGCCCAUUUGAUCUCUUCCAGUGUAGAAACUGUAGCUCGUGUGUCAAUGGGAUUAUUGCCAGCUGUUCAAAGGACAGAGACACGAUUUGCAGGUGUAAGCCUGGAUUCUUCCUGACACUUAGUAAUGUUUGCAAGCCUUGCAACAGCUGCAUUGAAGAAGAAUGCUUGCAGUGUCACAGCCCAGUGACUACCUCACCAACUUCAUCCGGGCUGAAUGGGAACCUUAUCCUUGGCCCCAUUGUUGCAAUAUUUGGAGUAAUCUUUGUCCUCUACAUUGUAAAUAAAGUAGUGAAGCUGAUGCAGCAAAAUGGCAUACUAUCAUCUUUAUACUCCUGUGUUUCUUUGCCACAACCAACUAAGGAGCUGGUAUCUGAGGUUGAAGUGAAAAGAAAUGAAAUUUCCAUCCUUCUUGCUGAGUCCCAGAAGGAAACAGAAAUCAUAGUGAAUGCAACACCAACAACUGCACCUUCGCUGCAAAGUUCACAUGGGCUACCAGACUGUAUCAGCCCUGCCAGGAAGACACAGCUUCCAGACAACCCUGCUAUUCUCUACACUGUGGUGGAUCAUGUCCCGCUCUCUCGGUGGAAAGAGUUGGUGAGGCGUCUGGGUCUGAGUGACUAUGAUCUGGAGCGAAUCGAGGUGGAGCAUCGGCAUUUACGAGAUGCCCAGUAUGAAAUGCUUAGACUGUGGCAACUAAGCAUGGGCCAUGCGGCAACUGUGGAGCACAUCAGCUGUGUGCUCAACCAGAUGGAGCUGAGUGGCUGCAGCGAAGCUAUUCAAGAGGCUUUGCUAACCGAGAACUCUCCUCAACCUUGUGGCCUCCACAGCCAUCUUUAAUCAAUUCUGCUUUAGUUGCUCUCACUAUGGCUGUUAAGAGAGGAUCAUAACUCUCUUUCCUGUCCUCCUUUUCCCAUAUCUUGCUACUUUUCUAACACUCCUCAGCUUGGUUGAGACAGCAGCAGAUGAUGCUGGAGGAAAGUUGAGGAUUGCUUCACAAUCACUGUGCAGUUGAACACCUUUAAGCCAAGACAGACCUCUACAACAACUCCUUUCCCAAGGAGGGAAAGCACCUCAUAAAAGAAGUGGUUUGUGCACUUUGACCAGGAUAAGUGACUUGGGUAGGUUCAGGCUGGACGUGAGGAGGAAGUUGUUCAGCAUGAGAGUGGUGAGAGCCUGGAAUGGGUUGCCCAGGCAGGUGGUUGAGACCCCAUCCCUGGAGGUGUUUAAGGCCAGGCUGGAUGGGGCUCUGGCCAGCCUGAUCUAGGGUAGGAUGUCCCUGGGUAUGGCAGGCGGGUUGGAACUAGAUGAUCCUUGUGGUCCCUUCCAACCCUGACUGAUUCUAUGAUUCUAUGAUAUCAUCAUCUGCUUUAUGGACAAACUGUUGCUGAAACAGGUGCUCCACCCACCAUGUGGUGGGUAAAGUUGUAGGGUGAUUUGGUUAGAUGGUAAAGUACUUGCUCAAUUCUUGCAGAUCUUUUUUCUGCAAGAUCAGACGGUUGUACUGGCUCACAUUGAGGCCUUUUAAUAGCUAAAUCUGAUUUAAAGGAAGUGGUAGGAGGACACGCCUGUUUCUGGGAGCAGGAGAGGAUUGCCCCCUUUUGGUAUCAACUAGCAAUCGCUGUGUCAGAAGAGUCCUGGAGCUUCAGAAGUGGUAGCUCUCUGAGAAAUAGGAGUAUGUUAUCCUUUCCAUGCCCCCAUUUCCCUGAGGUUCAGGAAUAAUGAUUCUCAGCCACUGAGUCAGAUGAGAGGGUUGGUGCUUUUUUUUGUCAAGUUAUUUUUCUAUAUCUAAAACCCAUGUAAGAUGGCACUAACAAAACACCUGCCUGUCUGUUUGUCCAGCUGCAGAGGGGAAAGGAAUGUGUGUGUGUGUCUGCCUGGGCGGGAAGGUACCUGUGUACCUGGUAGUGCAAGUGCCUCUGCAAAUCUAUGCUUGUAUGCAGGUUGGCAGGCUUGUGUCUACCUACUUAUCUCUUUGAUUCACUGAAUCUGGUCUAACUGCAAGUGGGACUAUGUAUGUGUAUAUAUACAUGUAUAUAUUUAGGAACUGUUGAAUAACUUUACACUACUUCCUGGACUGCAUUCUGUGAUUGCUGCUUAGGUGUGAGAGCUAUUCAAUACCAUCUCCAGGCUCUUAUCAUCACUUUCUCAUGGGUAUUACCUUGGGUGAAGCAGAAGUAGCAAAAUUCAAUUAGCCUGCACCAGGCGCAGGUUGUCCACGCAUUGGUUAUGUGGAUUCUUUUUUAGUCUCUCAUCCCUUUACUAGAGAGAAAUUUUCUAUUGUAAAUGCACUAAUUGCUAUGAAUUAGAAUUAAUCUUUUUUUA